This is a messenger RNA of Nematolebias whitei (Rio pearlfish), 1332 nucleotides long. It is a transcript of the gene nags, whose product is annotated as N-acetylglutamate synthase. Gene Ontology annotation, biological process: L-arginine biosynthetic process. Gene Ontology annotation, cellular component: mitochondrial matrix. The record is from RefSeq and is a predicted model, not a curated record. Gene Ontology annotation, molecular function: L-glutamate N-acetyltransferase activity, acting on acetyl-CoA as donor; arginine binding. NCBI's taxonomy places the organism in Eukaryota, Metazoa, Chordata, Actinopteri, Cyprinodontiformes, Rivulidae.
GUGGACAGCUCAUCAUUCCAAAGCAGGGAAAUGGUUCAGAGCCUAGCCUUUGGACUGUCCUUCCUGCAGCGGAUGGACAUGAAGCCUGUGGUGGUCAUAGGCUGGUCUGAGCACCAGGAAUCAGGAUCCACAGAAGCGGUCACCGGGUCUUGGCGCACCAGAGGUUUAGUGGAACGAUGCCAGCAGCUGACAGAGGCUCUACAGCAACACUCAGCCACCGUCCUGCCUUUCUUCUCUGCAGAAUCCUUCCUCAAGCAGCAUGAAGCCUCACAGGGAAGCAGUGCUCCUCCUUCCGUUGCGAUUGAGUCCAGCCUCCUACAGUGGGGUUUGGACUGUGGGACCAUCCCGCUGGUUUGUCCUGUGGGGGUGGACGGGCGAGGUUGCUCGACAGUGCUGGACCCAACGGAAGUUACAGCUGCCAUCUCCCGAGCCCUGCAGCCCCACAAAGUCAUGUUUCUGAAUAGCUCUGGAGGCCUACGGAGCCACAAACACAAGGUGCUGGACUCAGUUUCACUGCCUGCCGACUUGCCUGGUCUGUCUGUGGCAGAGUGGCUGAGUCAAACGGAGCGCCGCAGAGUGACUACCAUCGCCAGACUUCUCAAUCAGCUGCCAACUGAAUCUUCUGCUGUGAUCACCUCAGCAGACACGCUGCUUACCGAGCUCUUCAGUCACAAGGGAUCUGGGACGCUUUUUACAAACGGAGACCCUAUACACCGGUACAGCUCUCUGGACGAGAUCGAUGUGGAGCGUCUGCUGGCUCUCAUCAACAAGUCGUUUGACAAAACUCUGAGGCACGACUACCUCAACUCCCUGAAAGGACGAAUGCACUCCAUCUACCUCUCUGAAGGCUACAGUGCAGCAGCCAUCAUUACCAUGGAGCCAGUGAACGGUGGCACUCCUUAUCUGGACAAGUUUGUGGUGAGCAGCAGCAAGCAGGGACAGGGGACCAGUCACAUCCUGUGGGAGUGUAUCCAGCAAGACCUGGGCAAACUGUUCUGGAGGUCCAGAGCAACCAACAGAAUUAAUCCAUGGUACUUUAAGCAUUGUGACGGGAGCUUUGUAAAUGGAGCGUGGACCAUCUUCUGGUUUGGUCUGACGGACAUCAGGGACUCCUACGCUCUCGUGGAGCAUGCCACGAAGCUCUCCGACUCAUUCCACAGCUCCACCUUCACCUCCUCCCAGCCGUCUCCUCCGCUGGCUGCUGAAUCCUGAACUCCUGUUGCCUUGUUGACUUUAGUUCUGAAGCUCCAGUUUCUUUUAAUCUAGCCCUAUUAUUAGGCCUGUCACAAUAAACAAUAAAUCAAGUCACGAUAAACAAUAAAUCAAUUAAUC